AUUGAUCCCAGCGACGACAUGUCGUGGCAGCACUAUCUGUACAGCAAACUCGGCUCCAAGAAGGCGGUCACCGGCCGCGAACUGGCGCUCGUGGACACGCCCGGAGCUAAACACUCUAAGGAUCCCCAUCUGGCGGCCGAUCAGCUCGUGGAGAGGAUUAUUGAUAUGUCGAAAGUGCUGUUCGGACUCCACACGAUCGAUCACCCGUCGGGUCAGCAAAAAGGCGUUUGGAGGUCAUGUGUCUCGAGCCAGAGGAAGCGGGCGGUCAUCGCAUGCUUUCGCAUGAUAUCACUUCAUUCGUUGCCCAGGCACCGGGCGAUGAACAUAUUCCUGAAGACCUACUCGGAUAUGUGGCUAUCGGUGGAGAACGUGGGUCACGAGCAGCUCAUCGAAGACAACACCGAGUCGUUCGAAGAGGCGGAGAAGAAACGGACGGGCGAUGAGGAGGCGGACGGCCGGCCCGACCCUAUCAACCAAUUGGUGACGGCGUUCUCGAGGGCGGCCACCACUGAACACGGGGGCGCUAUGAAGGAGGACUCGCUCUUCAUGGACUACGCGUUCAUUUUCACCCAAAGCAAUGGCGGCGCCGAAGAGGACGAGGAGGAAGAGGGCGGCGGCGAAGGCGAUGCCGGCGGCGAAGGGGGCGGCGAAGAGGGUGCCGGAGGCGGCGGUGGAGAGGAGGGCCCGUCCAUACACGAGCAGGAGAUGGAGAAACAGAAGCUACUGUUCCAACAGCAACGGCUGGCGGACCGGGGCGUAGCCGAGAUGAUACUGUUGUACAUAAGCGCGUGUCGCGGCGAACAGACCCAGAUGGUGCUCAAAACGCUCAAGCUCGGCAUCAGUAUAUUGAAGGGUGGUAAUGUGGACGUGCAGAUGCGCAUGCUCAAACACUUGAAAGACAAAAAGGAUGUCGGUUUUUUCAUCUCGAUAGCGGGCUUGAUGAAUUCGUUCUCGGUGCUCGACCUGGAUGCUUUCGAGCGUAACCAAAAAGCCGAGGGUCUGGGCGCCGGCGCUGAGGGCACCACUGGCGAGAAGAAUAUGCACGACGCCGAGAUUACUUGCGCCGUGUUUAGGUUCAUCCAGUUGCUGUGCGAGGGCCACAAUUUAGAGUUUCAGAACUACUUGCGCACUCAGGCCGGCAAUACGACCACGGUCAAUGUG
Molecule: messenger RNA, 1161 nt
Organism: Medioppia subpectinata
Lineage: Eukaryota; Metazoa; Arthropoda; Arachnida; Sarcoptiformes; Oppiidae
Source: the annotation of a GenBank genome assembly